Molecule: messenger RNA, 285 nt
Organism: Funneliformis mosseae
Lineage: Eukaryota; Fungi; Glomeromycota; Glomeromycetes; Glomerales; Glomeraceae
Source: the annotation of a GenBank genome assembly
AGAAUUACUGGCAUUAUUACGUGGAUCAGAAAGUGCUUCACGUCUUGGAAGUUCAUUAUUAUGGGAUAGUAAUGAGAAAUCAUUAUGGGCUUCUGAACCAUUUACUUAUUGGGAAUCUGGACAAAUAUUUAAAUAUUCAAUAGGAUCUUCUUUGGUUUCAGAAGUAUGUUUGGUUGGAAGAGAACGUCAAGCCAGGUUUGGAAAUAAAAUGAUAAAAUUUGAUUUUAAUGGUGAUGGUAAAAACGACUUGGUGGUGAAUUCUGAACAUUCAAGUUAUGCUGCAAG